Messenger RNA from Photinus pyralis (common eastern firefly), 1675 nucleotides. RefSeq names its product programmed cell death protein 2-like (gene trus). Bases 286 to 1542 code for a protein of 418 amino acids. The record is from RefSeq and is a predicted model, not a curated record. Lineage: Eukaryota; Metazoa; Arthropoda; Insecta; Coleoptera; Lampyridae. Gene Ontology annotation, cellular component: cytoplasm. The transcript is spliced from 5 exons.
UACUUCAUGGACCCAGUGGCCGGUUUAGGCAACUAUAUAGUUUUUAACUCAACACAAAAGGCAAAACCCCUUGAAAUUUAAUGAAUUUAGGUAAUCAAUAAAGAGAGAAUGUUAAAGAGAUAAAUUGUGCGCAACAUCAAAGGCUUCGCGUUUAGCUGUGCCAAUAUGAACGUUUCAAUUACUGCUGAUAAAAUAUCAAAGAAAAAUGACCGUAGUUUUAAUAGUUUUCACUUUUUGAUGUAAAAAAAGUUUGAAUAGUUUUAAUAAACGUUCAAUAAUUUACAAAUGGCCUACAAUGCAAAAUCUAUCUUGUUAGGUUUUGAGGAUGAAUAUAUAACGGAUAAAAACAAAGCGGCUGUGAAUUUUACUACAAACAAAAUUGGUGGAAAGCCAGAUUGGCCCUACAAAAAUAUCGACAACCCGACAUGUAGCCUUUGUCAGCUAUCCAGCCCACUUGUCCUGCAAAUAUAUGCACCACUAGAAAAUUCGCCAUACAAUCGUACCUUGUACUUAUUUGCUUGCAUUAAUCCGAACUGCUGGAAUCAGGGGGAAAGUUGGACAUGCCUACGACUUCAAACAUUGGAGCAGGAAACGGACAAGAUUCCCAUACCUACAGUAACACAAACUGUCGACACGAAUGAUUGGUGCCAAGGAGCAGAUGAUUGGGACGAGGAUAACAAUGCCAUCGAAGAGAAUGGAAAUUUGAUUGUAGGAGGGGAACGAAUUUCCGAUGAAGAUGAUGAAAGUUGUAGUAUGGAGGAAUCACUUCGCUCUGGGCUGGGAAAUUUAAUGGUCGACGAUCGAAAUGCCAAUAUGGGGAAUUUCGUAGAGGCUCAAGGUGGCGCCGUAGGACGAUUGCAUUCACCUAGGGCCACCGCGGAAAUAGAAGGAGAUGAAGGGGAAAUCAUUAGCAUAGAUACACCUACCUUUCCACAAGUUGAUUUAGCAGCUCUUCUUCAAGAAGUUACGCCUUUACCGCAGGACAUUCGCCAUAACACCUCCAAUUUAAAAAUAUUUCCUACUUUACAAUUUGUUCCAUGUUUUAUGUCUGUGUGGGAAGAAUCCGAAAGCACAACCAGUACCUCUGAUCAUCAUGUUAAAGAAUUGUUAUUAGAGUACCAACAAAAAAAUGACGCCGUUUCUUUGGGAGACGUUGCACCUCACGAAUGCGGACCGUCAGUCGAUGAGAACUACGAAAAAAGCACGCCCGCGCACGGUGAUAAAAUGUUUCAUUAUUUUUUAACGAAGAUACAGAAAAACCCCGGCCAGAUAUUAAGGUACAGUCGAGAUGGUCCGCCUCCUUUGCUGCUUGCACCUUUCACUGAUCGAGUAAGAAAAUGUGAAUAUUGUGACGGCGAAAUGAUUUUUGAAUUCCAAAUACUUCCAACACUAAUUCCGAAAUUGAGACUAGUAGGUGACGCUAAAGAUAGUAACCGGUUAGAAUUUGGAACUGUGUUAAUAUUUUCUUGUCGAAAAAGUUGUUGGGAUACAGAUGCAAUUACUCGUAAAGAAUUAGUUUUUCUACAGAACGAAAAAUAUUAAACGAUUGUUGUCUGCCAUUUUUAGAAACUAUUACCAUAAAGCACAUAGGUUUUUUGCACUUACCUACUUAUAUUUAUGAAAUGUAGAACUUAUCCAUCUAAUAAACUUUAUGAUAGGUAGUGAUCUUCUUUUC